AUGUCAUCAGAAGGUGAUGUUAAUCCUAAAGCUUAUCCACUAGCUGAUGCUAAACUUACAAAAGAUAUUCUCGAUCUUGUUCAUCAAGCACAGAAUUAUCGACAAUUACGAAAAGGUGCAAAUGAAGCAACAAAAACACUCAAUCGUGGAAAAUCAGAACUGAUAAUAAUGGCUGCAGAUACAACACCUAUUGAAAUCUUAAUGCAUUUACCAUUACUAUGUGAGGAUAAAAAUGUUCCGUACGUAUUUUUACGUAGUAAACAAGCACUAGGUCGCGCUUGUGGUGUAACACGUCCAGUUAUAAGUGCAAGCAUCACUAUUAACGAAGGUUCACAAUUAAAACAACAGAUUCAAACGCUAAAACAAAAUAUUGAAAAAUUAUUCACUUAA
Molecule: messenger RNA, 390 nt
Organism: Rotaria socialis
Lineage: Eukaryota; Metazoa; Rotifera; Eurotatoria; Philodinida; Philodinidae
Source: the annotation of a GenBank genome assembly